GAAUGAGGGAGAGAAUCUAACAGGACUGGGAGGAUAGAACUGAAGUGGCUGUGUGGUGUUACAGUUGAGUUGAGCGAUCUCUUCUCUUUUCUUGUCUUGUCUUUUGCAAUGGCUAAUGCAAUUAUAAUGCCGGGUUUUCUGCUUCGACCCACUACCCAGACGACGCCGUUUCGGUUGCCCAAUCACACUCACUCCUUCCAUUCCCCUCGCUGCUCCCUUUCCCUCACACCCCAAUCGGCUAAAGCUUUUGCAGUUCCAAGGAGGAAAGCAUUGUCCUUGAUCUUAUCAAGUUACUUUCUCUCGGAGGCUGGUUUAACAUUGGCUCAACAGUCUCCUGUGUUCCGCGAAUACAUAGACGCAUUUGAUGGUUAUUCAUUCCAGUACCCGGGGAGUUGGAUUCAAGUCCGAGGUGCCGGGGCCGACAUAUUCUUCAGGGACCCUUUUGUUCUUGAUGAAAAUCUAUCUCUUGAAAUUUCUUCACCUUCAUCUUCCCAGUACAAGAGUGUUGAAGACUUGGGUCCACCCCAAGAAGCUGGAAAGAAAGUGCUCAAACAGUAUCUGACUGAGUUUAUGUCUACUAGACUCGGCGUUAGACGUGAAUCAAAUAUUCUUUCCACGUCUUCAAGAGUAGCUGAUGAUGGCAGGUUAUACUAUCAAGUUGAGGUAAACAUAAAGUCAUAUGCCAAUAACAACGAGCUUGCUGUUAUGCCAGAAGCCCGAGUGGUACGUCUGGAAUGGGAUCGGAGGUACCUAUCUGUUCUUGGGGUUGAAAACAACCAAUUGUAUGAGUUGAGAUUGCAGGUGCCAGAAAAUGUGUUUUCAGAGGAGGAAAAUGAUCUUCGUCGAAUCAUGGAUUCGUUUCGAGUGAACAAGAUUGCCGCUUAGAACUAGAGUGUUGGAUACAUGAAGAUAUUCCACGGUCGUUGAAUUUUAAUCUUAUUUCUUCUUUAUUCUGAUGAUCUCUUUCUCUAAUCUUUUUCUUUUUUACUUGAUUGAAUUUUUUUCUUCUUUGGCUAAAUUUUGGCCAUACUAUCAUAUCCUUUGUUACAUUAUUGUUCUCACUUUCCUAUUUAUGUGAGUCUGCUUGUUAAAUUAAUUUUAACAUGACUGUUAACUGUUCA
Molecule: messenger RNA, 1121 nt
Organism: Glycine soja
Lineage: Eukaryota; Viridiplantae; Streptophyta; Magnoliopsida; Fabales; Fabaceae
Product: psbP domain-containing protein 1, chloroplastic-like
Exons: 3
Coding region: 109-885 (258 amino acids)
Biological process (GO): photosynthesis
Cellular component (GO): photosystem II; photosystem II oxygen evolving complex; extrinsic component of membrane
Molecular function (GO): calcium ion binding
Source: RefSeq, a predicted model, not a curated record